AUGGAAGGGCAGUCUUACCACAACGUGAGCUCUGUCAAUGGCACCCGAGUACAGCGCCAGCCCUGGGAGCACCAUCGGCUGUGGGAAGUCAUCACCAUCGCAGCGGUGACCGCCGUCGCCAGCCUAAUCACCAUUGUGGGCAAUGUUUUGGUCAUAAUCUCCUUCAAAGUCAACAGUCAGCUCAAGACAGUUAACAAUUAUUACCUGCUCAGCUUGGCCUGUGCGGAUCUCAUCAUUGGGGGCUUCUCCAUGAACCUCUACACUACUUAUAUCUUAAUGGGACGCUGGGCUCUGGGGAGUUUGGCUUGUGACCUCUGGCUUGCACUAGACUAUGUCGCCAGCAAUGCUUCUGUCAUGAACCUCCUGGUGAUCAGCUUCGACCGUUACUUCUCCAUCACCAGACCCCUGACAUAUCGGGCCAAGCGAACCCCGAAGAGGGCUGGCAUCAUGAUUGGCUUGGCCUGGUUGAUCUCCUUCAUCCUCUGGGCGCCAGCAAUCCUCUGCUGGCAGUACUUGGUUGGGAAGCGGACAGUGCCCCCAGAUGAGUGUCAGAUCCAGUUUCUCUCUGAGCCCACCAUCACUUUUGGCACAGCCAUUGCUGCCUUCUACAUCCCUGUUUCUGUCAUGACGAUUCUUUACUGCCGAAUCUACCGAGAAACUGAGAGGCGAACCAAAGAUCUGGCUGACCUCCAGGGCUCUGACUCUGUGGCUGAAGCUGAGAAGAAAAAGCCAGCUCACAGGGCUCUGCUCAGGUCCUGCUUCCGCUGCCCUCCACCUACUCUGGCCCAGAGGGAAAGGAGCCAGGUCUCCUGGUCAUCCUCUCGUAGGAGAACCUCCAGCACAGGGAAGCUACCCCAAGCCACUGGCCAAAGCACCAGCUGGACCAAAGCAGAGCAGCUCACUGCUUGUAGCAAAUACCCCUCCUCCAAGGAUGAACACAAGCCCCCCACUGAGCCUGUCUUCCAGGUGGUCUACAAGAGUCAGGCCAAGGAAAGCCCAAGGGAAGAAUUCAGUGCUGAAGAAACCAAGGAGAUGUUUGGGAAAGCUCAAACUGAAACAUCUGGCUACGACACGCCCAAAUACUUCCUGUCACCAGCUGCUGCUCACAGACUCAAGAGUCAGAAAUGUGUGGCCUAUAAGUUCCGACUGGUAGUUAAAGCUGAUGGGACCCAGGAAACCAAUAACGGCUGUCACAAAGUAAAAAUCAUGCCCUGCUCCUUCCCAGUUUCCAAGGACCCUUCAUCCAAAGGCCUCGACCCCAACCUCAGCCAUCAAAUGACUAAACGAAAGCGAAUGGUCCUAGUCAAAGAGAGGAAAGCAGCCCAGACCUUGAGUGCCAUUCUCCUGGCCUUCAUCAUUACAUGGACCCCUUAUAACAUCAUGGUUCUGGUGUCCACCUUCUGUGAUAAGUGCAUCCCAGUCACCCUGUGGCACCUGGGCUACUGGCUAUGCUAUGUCAACAGUACAGUCAACCCCAUCUGCUAUGCCCUCUGCAACAGAACCUUCAGGAAGACCUUUAAGAUGCUACUUCUCUGCCGAUGGAAAAAGAAAAAAGUAGAGGAAAAGUUGUACUGGCAGGGGAACAGCAAGCUACCCUGA
Molecule: messenger RNA, 1599 nt
Organism: Octodon degus (degu)
Lineage: Eukaryota; Metazoa; Chordata; Mammalia; Rodentia; Octodontidae
Gene: Chrm5
Product: cholinergic receptor muscarinic 5
Exons: 1
Coding region: 1-1599 (532 amino acids)
Biological process (GO): gastric acid secretion; G protein-coupled receptor signaling pathway, coupled to cyclic nucleotide second messenger; chemical synaptic transmission
Cellular component (GO): synapse; dendrite; plasma membrane
Molecular function (GO): G protein-coupled serotonin receptor activity; G protein-coupled acetylcholine receptor activity
Source: RefSeq, a predicted model, not a curated record